AUGCAAAUCUUUUGCUUAGUUGCCUUCGCAGGGCUUUUUGUAGCUUCAUCAGCGCAACUUCCAACAGCCCCUGAGCUCGUUCCUGUCCCAUCCUAUUCCGGCUGUCCCCCAGAUGGUCCCCUUCUCCCUCGUCCAACCGAUUUAGCGAACUCAAAGUACAUACAAGGCGCAGCAAAGACCCUCUCUAACAUUCUAGACUCCGCCGUACAAGGAAAAAUCAAAGCUGGCUGGGUCGUUGAGAAUGUUUCCUUUUCUCUAGCAUUAGUCUCACCGUAUGGUGCAUCAGGUGCUGAGGAUAACGUGAGACCUUUUUGGGAAUAUCACCAUCGUGCGGACAAGAACGAACAAGGCACAGCCAACAUUGAUGGAAAUACACAGUAUCUGAUCGGCUCAGUAUCCAAGGUGUUUUCCGACUUGAUGCUGCUUAAGUCUGGAGUUGAUUUACAGGCUCCGGUUACGCAUUUUCUGCCGCAGUUGCGCUCUAAUAAGUCAAAGAUCCGGUGGGAAAAUAUCACCUUAGAAAUGCUGGCUGGUCAUCUGGCUGGUAUACCUCCGAACGCUUUCUACGAAUUUUACUUCCUCAACUCCUUCCACGAAAGCCUCGGAUUACCUCAUCUUAAUGAUUCUGAAUAUCCCGAGUGCGGAGUCCUGGGCCUGAAUAGUGGCUGCAGCAGAGAGCAGAUGAUCGAGAGCCUUCUGUCGAAAGAGCAAGUGGCUCCAAUAAACUCUAGGCCGAUCUAUUCACAGCUCUCGUUCACCCUCUUCGCGCUCUGUCUUGAAGCCCACACAGGCAAGAACUACUCGCAGAUACUAGACGAGACCAUUUAUAAACCCUUGAAUCUCGUCAACUCCGGGGUAUCCCCAGGAACUACGGAGCGGGCGGCUGUUCCCCCAGGUUUAUCAGGCUGGGGAAACGAUUACGGAUUCAACGCCCCCGGUGGUGGUCUCUACUCCUCCACCAACGACCUAAGCAUCUUUCUCGGCGCUAUUCUCAACCAUAGCAUCCUUGACACCCCAGCUGACGUGCGUAAAUGGCUCAAACCAUUGUCCACAACCAGUUCCCUCAACAGCCUGGUCGGACGACCCUGGGAAAUUCUCCGUGUAACAGACCUCCUCCCUCCCAAACAUGCUCACACAGUCGAUAUUUACGCCAAAUCUGGUGGUGCAAUGGGUUAUAUGGCUCAGGUUGCUGUUAUCGACCAAUAUGGGGUCGGUGUUAUUGUACUUACCGCGGGGCCCGUCGACGCAAUGGAUAUCCUUUACCGCGCUCUCCUUGGUACAUUUGUUCCAGCUAUUGAAGAGGAAGCACGCUUCCAAAGUCAUCGAUUCGCAGGAACUUGGGCAUCGAAGACCUCGCCGCCAUCCAACGAGUCUCAGACGCGCAGUAACGAGAAAAUCAAGCUGACUCUGGACAUCGACGACGGAACAGGCAUUAGGUUGGUGUCCUUCACUCGUGGCAACGCCUCAAUCGUCGAUGCUAUAAAAAAAAUAUGGGACGCCGAAUACCUUGCCCUCGGGUUUGGUAUCAUGCCCGACACAUUCCGUAUCUAUCCCACGGGUUUGAAAAACCCUGUCCCGGCCUCCGAAGUUGAGUCUCUCCUUGCUCAAUCGAAUUCACAUUCACACCUUCACCACUCCCGGAGCUAUGAUGACAAAGACAAGGUGAGAGUUGAGCGCCAGGAAUGGCGUAUUAACCUCGAUAUCGUCCCACUUAACGGCGCAGCCAUGUCGGAUCUUCCGGGGCAAACUACGGCCACACAGUACUGUGGCUCGUGGCAGACGGUGGACUGGAUGACGUAUGGGGGAUCGGUCUAG
Aspergillus novofumigatus IBT 16806 is the source of this 1815-nucleotide messenger RNA. Its product is annotated as serine hydrolase domain-containing protein. The transcript is spliced from 4 exons. Lineage: Eukaryota; Fungi; Ascomycota; Eurotiomycetes; Eurotiales; Aspergillaceae. The record is from RefSeq and is a predicted model, not a curated record. The coding region runs from base 1 to 1815 and encodes 604 amino acids.